AUGACGUGGGACGUGGACGUGGACGUGGACAUGGACGUGGACGUGGACGUGGACGUGGACGUGGACGUGGACGUGGACGUGGACAUGGACGUGGACGUGGACGUGGACAUGGACGUGGACGUGGACGUUGACGUGGACAUGGACGUGGACGUGGACGUGGACGUGGACGUGGACAUGGACGUGGACGUGGACGUGGACGUGGACAUGGACGUGGACAUGGACGUGGACGUGGACGUGGACGUGGACGUUGACAUGGACGUGGACGUGGACGUGGACAUGGACGUGGACGUGGACGUGGACGUGGACAUGGACGUGGACGUGGACGUGGACGUGGACAUGGACGUGGACGUGGACGUGGACGUGGACGUGGACAUGGACGUGGACGUGGACUGGGACGUGGACAUGGACGUGGACAUGGACGUGGACGUGGAGGUGGACAUGGACGUGGACGUGGACGUGGACGGGACAUGGACGUGGACAUGGACGUGGACGUGGACGUGGACAUGGACGUGGACAUGGACGUGGACGUGGACGUGGACAUGGACGUGGACGUGGACAUGGACGUGGACGUGGACGUGGACGUGGACAUGGACGUGGACGUGGACGUGGACGUGGACGUGGACGUGGACGUGGACGUGGACGUGGACGUGGACAUGGACGUGGACGUGGACGUGGACGUGGACAUGGACGUGGACGUGGACGUGGACGUGGACGUGGACAUGGACGUGGACGUGGACGUGGGACGUGGACAUGGACGUGGACAUGGACGUGCGUGGACGUGGACAUGGACGUGGACGUGGACGUGGACGUGGACGUGGACGUGGACAUGGACGUGGACGUGGACGUGGACGUGGACGUGGACGUGGACAUGGACGUGGACGUGGACAUGGACGUGGACGUGGACAUGGACGUGGACAUGGACGUGGACGUGGACGUGGACGUGGACGUGGACGUGGACGUGGACGUGGACGUGGACGUGGACGUGGACGUGGACGUGGACGUGACGUGGACGUGGACGUGGACUUGGACGUGGACGUGGACGUGGACUUGGACGUGACGUGGACAUGGACGUGGACGUGGACGUGGACAUGGACGUGGACGUGGACGUGGACAUGGACGUGGACGUGGACGUGGACGUGGACGUGGACGUGGACGUGGACGUGGACGUGGACGUGGACGUGGACGUGGACAUGGACGUGGACGUGGACGUGGACAUGGACGUGGACGUGGACGUGGACAUGGACGUGGACGUGGACGUGGACGUGGACAUGGACUUUGACGUGGACGUGGACGUGGACGUGGACAUGGACGUGGACGUGGACGUGGACGUGGACGUGGACGUGGACGUGGACGUGGACAUGGACGUGGACGUGGACGUGGACGUGGACGUGGACGUGGACGUGGAGGACGUGGACGUGGACAUGGACGUGGACGUGGACGUGGACGUGGACGUGGACAUGGACGUGGACGUGGACGUGGACAUGGACGUGGACGUGGACGUGGACGUGGACGUGGACAUGGACGUGGACGUGGACGUGGACGUGGACAUGGACGUGGACAUGGACGUGGACGUGGACGUGGACUGGACGUGGACGUGGACGUGGACGUGGACAUGGACGUGGACAUGGACGUGGACGUGGACGUGGACGUGGACGUGGACGUGGACGUGGACGUGGACGUGGACAUGGACGUGGACGUGGACGUGGACAUGGACGUGGACGUGGACGUGGACGUGGACGUGGACGUGGACAUGGACGUGACAUGGACAUGGACGUGGACGUGGACGUGGACGUGGACAUGGACGUGGACGUGGACGUGGACGUGGACAUGGACGUGGACAUGGACGUGGACGUGGACAUGGACGUGGACGUGGACGUGGACGUGGACGUGGACGUGGACAUGGACGUGGACGUGGACGUGGACGUGGACAUGGACGUGGACGUGGACAUGGACGUGGACGUGGACAUGGACGUGGACAUGGACGUGGACGUGGACGUGGACGUGGACGUGGACGUGGACAUGGACGUGGACGUGGACGUGGACAUGGACGUGGACAUGGACGUGGACAUGGACGUGGACGUGGACAUGGACGUGGACGUGGACGUGGACAUGGACGUGGACGUGGACAUGGACGGGACGUGGACGUGGACGUGGACGUGGACGUGGACGUGGACGUGGACGUGGACGUGGACGUGGACGUGGACGUGGACGUGGACGUGGACAUGGACGUGGACGUGGACGUGGACGUGGACGUGGACGUGGACGUGGACGUGGACGUGGACGUGCAUGGACGUGGACGUGGACGUGGACGUGGACAUGGACGUGGACGUGGACGUGGACGUGGACGUGGACAUGGACGUGGACAUGGACGUGGACGUGGACAUGGACGUGACGUGGACGUGGACGUGGACGUGGACGUGGACAUGGACGUGGACGUGGACGUGA
Closterium sp. NIES-65 is the source of this 2445-nucleotide messenger RNA. The record is from the annotation of a GenBank genome assembly. Lineage: Eukaryota; Viridiplantae; Streptophyta; Zygnematophyceae; Desmidiales; Closteriaceae.